GCCGGCCGCCCAAUUUCAACCACACAUGCCAAGACUACCCCACACCCCAGCUGCCAGGUGCCAAAAAUCGCACCCGACUGGAAAGAAGGACUCGGACCAGAAGGGAAGGAGCCGUAAGAAAUUGGAAGCCCAGGCGUUGUCAUCGCGGUUGCCUGUUCUGGGGAUUGCAGCCGGGCCGGAGAGAACCUGCUGCGCACAAUACAGUCAGUGACAAGCAGACAAACAGGGAUUCGUUAACCCGCAGCCCGCCAUGGAGGCCGAGAUCCGAGCCGUGCUCCCCAACAUCGACCCCGUGAUUUCCGAGUACUCGGCCGGCUACCUGACCCACGCCUCCACUGCAUGGUCCGGAGAUGAGGACGCGGCUGGGCCGUCUCCGCUGGACGAAGCCGCCGCCGCCGUCACGGAGCUGCUGCUCUCCGCCGCCGGAGGCUAUGGCGCCGCCACGCACGACAAGAUCCGGAACCUGGUGGAGAAAUGGGUGGACAAGUACGCGGCGGCGAGCCACAGCCAGGAGAAGAGGGGCCCCGCCGUCAAGCGCCUUGACCAGACCAUCCAGGUGAGCGCCCAGAGGAACGUGUCCUCCACGCUCGCCGUGGCCACCGGCACCGUCGACCUGGAGUCGGCCAAUGCGCGCAAGGUCGAGUCCAAGGUCGACCGCAAGAAGCUGGAGAAGGCCGAGCGCAAGAUCGCGGCCAAGCAAAGCAAGAAAACCUUCAAGACGGUCGAGUACGAGGCCUCGCGCCUGCUUAACCAGCCCGAGUCGGCCCAGUCGUACGAGGACUUCUACAUGGCUGUCAACCCCCUGCAGAUGGGCAGCCAGGGCAACAAGUCCAAGGACAUCAAGGUCGACAACAUCGACGUGUCUAUCGGAGGAAACAGGAUUCUGACCGAUACCACCUUGACGCUCUCCUACGGCCACCGCUAUGGCCUGGUCGGUCGCAACGGUGUCGGUAAAUCCACUCUCCUCCGCGCCCUCUCUCGGAGAGAGGUGCCGAUCCCAACGCACAUUUCCAUCUUGCACGUCGAACAAGAGAUUACCGGUGAUGAUACGCCAGCGCUCCAGGCCGUCCUGGACGCGGAUGUCUGGCGCAAAGUGCUGCUCAAGGAGCAAGCGGAAAUCACACAAAAGCUGGCAGAUAUCGAGAGCCGGCGAACGUCCAUGGCGGAUACAUCAACCGACGCCGCGAAACUUGACAAGGAGCGCGAGGCCCUGGACCAGCGCCUCGGAGAUAUCCAAGCGAAGCUGGCCGAGAUGGAAUCCGACAAGGCGGAAUCCAGAGCCGCCAGCAUCUUGGCCGGCCUGGGUUUCUCGCCCGAGCGGCAGCAAUUCGCCACCAAGACAUUCUCGGGCGGUUGGAGAAUGCGUCUUGCCCUUGCUCGUGCCCUUUUCUGCGAGCCAGAUCUCCUGCUUCUCGAUGAGCCUUCCAACAUGUUGGACGUCCCCUCGAUUACCUUCCUCUCGAACUAUCUGCAAGGCUACCCCAGCACCGUUCUCGUCGUGUCCCACGACAGAGCGUUCCUCAACGAGGUAGCCACCGACAUCAUCCACCAGCACUCGCAGCGACUGGACUACUACCGUGGCGCCAACUUCGACAGCUUCUAUGCCACCAGGGAGGAGCGGAAGAAGACGGCCAAGCGGGAGUACGAGAACCAAAUGGCGCAGCGCGCCCAUCUCCAGGCCUUCAUCGACAAGUUCCGGUACAACGCGGCCAAGUCCUCCGAAGCGCAGUCCCGCAUCAAGAAGCUGGAGCGUAUGCCAGUGCUCGAGCCUCCCGAGACGGAGUACAGCGUCAAGUUCAGGUUUCCCGACGUCGAGAAGCUCUCGCCACCCAUCGUCCAGAUGUCCAACGUCACAUUCGGCUACUCCAAGGACAAGAUUCUACUCAGGAACGUCGACCUCGACGUCCAACUCGACUCGCGCAUCGGCAUCGUCGGGCCCAACGGAGCCGGCAAAACCACGGUGCUCAAGCUUCUCAUCGGCAAGCUGCAGCCGACCAGCGGCAUCAUCUCCCAACAUCCCCGCUUGCGCAUCGGCUACUUCGCCCAGCACCACGUCGACGCGCUCGACCUCAACGCCAGCGCCGUCAGUUUCAUGGCCAGGGAGUACCCCGGCAAGACGGACGAGGAAUAUCGCCGGCAGCUGGGAGCCUUCGGCAUCACGGGCACGACGGGUCUGCAGAAGAUGGCGCUGCUCUCGGGUGGUCAGAAAUCUCGCGUCGCCUUCGCCUGCCUCGCGCUCACCAACCCGCACAUCCUGGUCAUGGACGAGCCGUCCAACCACCUGGAUAUUGAGGCCAUGGAUGCCCUCGCCGAGGCACUCAAGGAGUUUCAGGGGGGUGUGCUGAUGGUCUCCCACGACGUGACGAUGCUGCAGACAGUAUGCACCUCGUUGUGGGUGUGCGACAACGGCACGGUGGAGAAGUUCCCUGGUGACGUGCAGGCGUACAAGCGGAGGAUUGCGGCGCAGGCGGACGCUGCUGGUGUCGUUAAGGCUCACUAAGGGGGGAACUCAGUACGGAAGACAUAACGUUGAUGUAGGCACAGACAUGUCGUGGGAUGUUGACAGGCCGGACACUGUCCAGCUUAACACCACGUUUGCCCAAGGCAAGCACAUGUUUUGCUCCAAGACGCAUGUCCCGAACCUUCACUUCAUGCAUUGAUGAGAAGGCAGCGACAAAACGGUGGACGUUAAAGAGGUCCCGCCAAGACUAAUU
Molecule: messenger RNA, 2714 nt
Organism: Thermothielavioides terrestris NRRL 8126
Lineage: Eukaryota; Fungi; Ascomycota; Sordariomycetes; Sordariales; Chaetomiaceae
Exons: 3
Coding region: 251-2500 (749 amino acids)
Molecular function (GO): ATP binding; ATP hydrolysis activity
Source: RefSeq, a predicted model, not a curated record